Molecule: messenger RNA, 721 nt
Organism: Drosophila kikkawai
Lineage: Eukaryota; Metazoa; Arthropoda; Insecta; Diptera; Drosophilidae
Gene: Polr2H
Product: DNA-directed RNA polymerases I, II, and III subunit Rpb8
Biological process (GO): DNA-templated transcription
Cellular component (GO): RNA polymerase I complex; RNA polymerase III complex; RNA polymerase II, core complex
Source: RefSeq, a predicted model, not a curated record
UCUGUAAGCCGCUAGCGAGAUCCGGCAGCACUGCAUUAAAAACACGCGCAAGUGAAAUUAAACAAAUGGAAAACAGCAGCUAACAACGAAUUUUUCCUAUAUUUUACACUUAAAACCAACUUAUACAUAAGGUUGGGGCGUCACAGACCACCGCACUACCUCAAAACAAACAGGACUUGAUAAAUAUAAAGCCCAAACCCGACACAAGCUACCAUGGCUGGCGUACUCUUUGAGGAUAUAUUUAACGUGAAGGACAUGGACCCGGAGGGCAAGAAGUUCGACCGAGUGUCCCGCCUGCAUUGCGAAUCCGAGUCGUUCAAGAUGGACCUCAUCCUGGACAUCAACUCGUGGCUGUACCCCAUGGAGCUGGGCGACAAGUUUCGCCUGGUGCUGGCCACGACGCUGCGCGAGGACGGCUGUCCCGACAGUGGCGAGUACAAUCCCAUGGAGCACGAAGGCACGCGGGCGGACAGCUUCGAGUAUGUGAUGUACGGCAAGAUCUACAGGAUCGAGGGCGAUGAGGCGCAUAAUGAGGCGUCCCGGCUCUCUGCUUACGUCUCCUUCGGCGGCCUGCUGAUGCGACUGCAGGGAGACGCCAAUAACCUGCACGGUUUCGAGGUGGAUCAGCAUAUGUACCUGCUGAUGAAGCGGCUGGCCUUCUAAAUUUCCCAUCUAUACUUAUUUCUGUUCGCAAAUUAGACAUAAACAACAACAAACUUUA